AUGUCGUCUCCACCUCCUAAUCACAGCCAAGAUGAUCAAUCGAUACCCUCGAUAAAACCAGUCACCCGUCCCACUCCCAAUACCACACCACAAAACUCAUCUGAAUCCGUACCAUCUUCGAACUCGAACAGAUCGACUCGUCCUCAAUCUGUGACUAUGCCUGCCAGGCCAGUAUAUGCCACUGGCCAAUUCUCGACCGAGAGACAGUCUCAGAAGCCCGUGUCCCCCUCUCAGCGUGUUGCCAGCUCUUCAGGGCCAGGUCAAAAGGGAAAAGCUACCACACCGACGCAUGAGGGACAUGCGCCCAGAUAUAGUCCUUCCAUCUCACCUUCAGUGGGUAGUGCCGGCCCUUUGAGUCCCUCAUCAACCUAUGGUAAUAACAGCUUCGUUUUCCCUAUGAGAUCGGUCUUUCAGGGAUUGAACUCUUCGGAACAACCACUUUAUGGAGAAUCGUCUGGUGGCACAUCCCUCAAUAGAGCUCAAUCUCGAUCCAGCGAUGCUAGGGGUCCCAUAUCAAGACAUGCUGGACAGGAUGAUCGACGAUUUUCCACGAGCUCAAUAACGGCCGAUAACGACGCUGGGAUACAGACGAUCGCUCAGAUGUUGCAGGAGCAAGAUGAUAACGAUAAUCAAAAACCUAAAGAUAGAGGGAAGGGUUCAGCGACUUUCAAUGUAAAACCCAAUAAUACAACACCUGGGAAGGGAGUGACCACCCCUCCAACUCCCAAUACGACCACGAACCCACAGUCGGAUCUCUCCAUACCGUAUAAAGAUGAUUCUGCUCCGAGUAGUCGGAGGGCAAGUGCUGAAGAUGGGUUCUCAAAAGCUCUAUCGACUGAAAGACCCAGUCUGGCAACGGGCGGUAGUUCUGGAACAGUCAAACAUACCAGUGACACUGGGACUGAUACACCUGUUAACCCAUCGGCGGAAGCUUCAGGAAGUGGAUUACCUCAAAAAGAUAGAACUCCCGUUGGUCAGCCGCAAGCUAACCCCGUAUCGGUCAAUUACAGAGAUUUUCCAGCGGAACAAGGCAAUGCAGGUGAAACUACCAAUUUCUCUUCGGCAGGUUAUGGAGAAUCAUCUUCUCAAUCUACACAAGGCAAUCAAACAGAACUUCAACAACCCAAACCUCGACAUGUCAUCUCCAAUGCUUUAGACGAUCUGGUGGAGAAAAAAAGGACGUCUACGCGCAGUGGAUCGAGAACUAGUUUGGAAGUUGAUGAUUCAGGUAUACGAUCGCUCAUCAACGAUUUUAGUGGAAUAGUGAGAUUAGGUGAAGCUGGAUCUUUCACUUCGACGGGUGGCACAGGUACAGGAGGUGAAGGUAACGGUACAAGAGGAGGUUCUGGUACUGGUACGAAAAGCAGCCAUGGACACCAAGCUGGUGAUUCUGGAUCGUAUGGGAAAGGUGGACCCAGUGGCCCCACCACUGCAGCCAGAUUAGCACAACAGCAGCGCCAACAAGGUCACGCCACCACCACUCGAGAGUCGGUCAGAGACUUCAUCAACCAACAGGCUCGUACAGUCAACAUGGCCGAUCCCAAUGCUCCUACCCCCUCGCCCGUACCAGAAGAACAAGAGGAAGUAUCGGACAUGUCUAAGCUUGCUCAAGGUGAUGGACUGGGUAUCAAUACAGGUCCGACGCCUGCCGAAGCUGUUCAAUGGGCUCAAGACUCGGAAGAAAACAGUGCACCAGCAUCUAGCGAACGAGCUUUGGCUUCUGGAGAAGAUGAGAAGGACGGAUUAACCGCAUCGACCAGCGAAGAUGGUUCUGAACCGAUAGUCACAUUCCGCUUCGAACAUGUCUCGGAUAACGAUGGACAUCAUGUGGUUGUAGGACGAGAAGGUAAAUUGAGGAGAUGUGAAGACGAACCUAUCACCACACCUGGUGCGGUUCAGGGCUUCGGUGUAUUGAUGGUGCUGGAAGAGGAUUAUGAUACUGGCGUUCUGACUGUUCGACAGGUGUCUGAGAAUGCGACAGAGCUUCUCGGUCUUUCUCCAAAGUACCUGUUUAAACUGGAUUGUUUCACUCGAAUACUCACCAUUGACCAGGAAGAUGUGCUGAGAGACAACCUCGAAUAUCUCCCUAUUGCUGAAGGAGGAAAAGGCAGUGUGGAAGAGGAGGGACCCUCGGUAUUCUUGCUGUCAGGUUAUGGAGAACCCGGUAGUGACGAUAUCGAAGAGGAGGAAGAAUCGGUGACUUCAGCCGGCAGCUUCAAUGGCAGAAGGAGGGAAUGGACAUGUUGGGUAGCUGCUCAUCGACCAAAGAGUAAAGCAGCAAACAAGGUGGAUGAGAAGGGCGUUGAGAUACCGGCACCAGAUUUGAUUGUCUUAGAAUUCGAGCUGGAGCGAGAUGAUUACAAUCCUCUUAUACAACCUUUCGAGCCACCCAAUCUGUCUUCCACCAAUGGAUCAGAUACACCUGAAUCAGGAAGUUUCACUGGUGCGAGUGCCGGUGAUCAAUCCAGCAACGGAACGGGAUCAGGAGGAGCUUCUGCUGGAUCAUCACUUACUAUCGGAUCGACCACCAGAGUUGGCGACCAUAGAGGAUCAGACGGAUCGACAGUCAUGACCGCCGGGAAUUCGUCGACACCUAACACUUCUCAAAUGGCCAGUGGAAGUCAUCCUUCAUCGAUGUUACCUCCCGGUGCCAAACCUAUGGGGUUGGAUGGACUCGAUUUUGAAGUGCCCAUCGAGAAGAUCAUCGAAAGUACCACGAAUCACGCCAAGCCAUUACGUGCUCUAGAACGUAUGCGACGAACGGGACAACAUGGAGGAUCGUCUACAGAUUCUGGAUCGGGAAGUAGAGGGGCCAGAGGUGCUCGUCGUCCUCGAAGGGGUCCACCGGCCGGUACAACAGGUACAAUGGACGUUUUCGCUGUCUUGGGUCAAAUAAACGACCAACUUGGUUCUGCACCCGAUCUGGAGACUUUCCUCAAGAUCACUGUGGGAGUUAUCCAGGAUUUAUGUCGAUUUCACCGAGUGUUGAUUUAUCAAUUUGACGAGUCGAUGAACGGUCAGGUAGUAUCGGAAUUAGUGGAAUGGGGUAAGACUACAGAUCUAUACAAGGGAUUGAUGUUCCCCGCUGCGGAUAUUCCAGCUCAGGCGAGAGAGUUGUACAAGAUCAAUAAAGUCAGACUGUUAUAUGAUCGAAGUCAGACCACAGCGAGAAUGGUCUUGAGAAGUAAAGAAGAUUUGGAUACUCCCUUGGAUAUGACACACUGCUACCUUCGAGCCAUGAGUCCAAUCCAUAUCAAAUAUCUCGCCAAUAUGCACGUACGAUCAUCGAUGUCAGUGUCGAUCAUGGCGUUCGGCCAAUUAUGGGGUCUGAUCGCUUGUCAUUCUUACGGUCAUCAUGGAAUGAGAGUGUCUUUCCCUGUCAGACAGAUGAUGCGAAUCUUGUCUGACUCCAUAUCAAGGAAUAUCGAAAGGUUAAGUUAUGCUCAGCGACUGCAUACGAGAAAGCUUAUCUCCACCAUUCCUACCCAAUCUCAUCCUACUGGUUAUAUCGUUUCCAACGCGGAUGAUCUGCUACAGAUCUUCGAUGCUGAGUCUGGGCUGUUGGUCAUUGGUGACGGUUGUAAACUUCUUGGACAAAACGAACAAGGUCAAGCUAUGUUGGCUAUCGCGGAGUAUCUUCGAGUUAUGAAAUUUGACGCUUGCAAAGCAUCAAACCACAUACAGCGCGAUUUCCCCGAUUUGGUUCUACCUCGAGCUCAAGAUACCAUCGCAGGAUUGCUUUAUGUACCGUUAACCGCCAAAGCAGGUCAAGAUUUCAUCGUGUUCCUACGAAAGGGUCAAGCCCGUGAGGUGCAAUGGGCUGGUAAACCAUACAAGGACGAAAAGGCGGGUGAUUCAGCAAGUUUAGAACCCAGGAAAUCAUUCAAAACUUGGUCUGAAAUUGUCACAGGCAGGAGUCGAGCAUGGACCGAUGAUCAACUUGAAUCAGCUGGUGUCUUGGCGCUCAUCUACGGUAAAUUCAUCCAAGUCUGGCGAGAGAAACAAUCAGCCAUGGCAUCUAAUCAACUCACCGCCAUCUUGUUGUCCAACACCAGUCAUGCUGUCAGAACCCCUCUCAGUCAAAUUAUCAAUACUUUGGAAUUGGCUUUAUCCGGUAAUAUCGACUCCGAUGUUAGGAGUAUGCUGGAGAACAGUCAUCAAGCCUCGAGGGCUUUGUUGUUCCAUGUCCAUGAUCUAUUGGAUCUUACUCGAAUUGAAACUGGAAACGAACAAUCCUUCAACGAUCCAUUCGAUAUCCGACAAUCGCUCACCGAUGCUGUGCGUUUGUAUCAGACCGAAUCUUCAAGACGAGGUCUGGACUUCCGAGUUAUCAUGGCCGAGAAUUUGCCUCAAUACGUUAUUGGUGAUUCUAGGAAAAUCAAGACCGUCAUAUCCAAUUUGGUGGCAAACUCAGUCAAGUUCACCGAAAAAGGUUUCAUCGAAGUGUAUUGUGGUUUACAGCAAAAUACGUCUUCCGAUGGAGGUCGAUCUCAAGAACUUGUCAAGAACGGUCAAGUACCCAUCGAGAUCGUUAUCAGUGAUUCAGGAUGUGGUAUCGCGACUGACAAACUUGAGGCUAUGUUUGUCACUUUGGAAGGUGCGGACGAAUUGAGAGGAUCUUCCAAUGGAUUAGGUUUAGGUCUCGCAGUAGUAGCGCGAAUAGUCGAACAGUUAGAUGGACAAUUACGUGCAGAAUCGGAAGUAGGCGUGGGGAGUCGAUUCUUCUUCACUCUACCUAUGCUUGUGCAUCAUGGGCGACCGUCAUCGUCGAAGGAUUCGAAGUCUUCUAACAAGAAGGCUAUCAAGAGCCGAGCGGGAAGUUCAGGUUCAGGAUCUGUCGCGUCCCUUCGAUCAGGAUUAUCAGAAGUUGAUUCGUUCGUCAAUGAUUUCGGUAACAGUCAUAUGCUGCACGCGCCCGUGGCACCGGAUGAUCAACGUAUCAAAGAUGCCGAAUACAGAAUGAGUAGACCUGGUACUUUCCCUGUUACGGAUUCUUCCUGGCCUGUAAAGCCCAGUCGAGUCGAUGCGGAUGCGGAUCAAUCCGUCCACAGCGAAUCGCCUCCAGUUGGUCGAUCACCCGAAAUCUCACAUACGCCCAAAUUGGAAUCUAGGAGAAUAUCUUAUCGAUCUUCACCUAAGGCUUCUAUCGACCACCCCAAGUUCACUAGUCAAAAUGAUGUUAGACGAGAAUCAGCUUUUUCCACGACUCCAAACAUUACCGCGCCAACGGGGAAGAGCCCAGAUCUGUCCAAAUCGACGAGGGCCAAGAAGACUCCAGAUGGUAAAACCAAAUUACGAGUGAUGGUUGUCGAAGAUGAUAUGAUCAAUUCACAGAUCUUACAGAAAAGAUUGAAAAUGGACAAACAUGUGGUCAGAGCUGUCACGAAUGGUCAAGAGGCCGUCACUGCCUUGCAGGAUGACUGGGAUUAUGAUGUUGUCUUGAUGGACAUUCAAAUGCCAAUCAUGGAUGGUAGACAAGCUGCUCGGGAGAUACGCAAACUCGAGGCUAAACUUGCACCUCAGACCGACAUUGAUCCAUUACGUGUGGAUGGGAGGAUACCCAUCUUUGCUGUUUCGGCUAGUUUGUAUGAGAGCGAUAGAGGGAAUUUGGCUGAACAUUUCGAUGGAUGGUUAUUGAAACCGCUUGAUUUCGCUAGAGUAAGAGUACUGCUGGCUGCACUGGAGGAUCCUGUCAAGCGGUCCGCGGAAGUUUACGAACAAGGUCAAUGGGAAAAAGGAGGGUAUCUCAGAGAUGCGCCGUCACCAUCACCUUCACCGGGUGUCUGA
This is a messenger RNA of Kwoniella botswanensis, 5787 nucleotides long. RefSeq lists its product as uncharacterized. Gene Ontology annotation, biological process: detection of visible light; phosphorylation; regulation of DNA-templated transcription. The transcript is spliced from 9 exons. Bases 1 to 5787 code for a protein of 1928 amino acids. The record is from RefSeq and is a predicted model, not a curated record. Lineage: Eukaryota; Fungi; Basidiomycota; Tremellomycetes; Tremellales; Cryptococcaceae. Gene Ontology annotation, molecular function: protein binding; phosphorelay sensor kinase activity.